ACAAAAUAUUAUCACUACAUGUGUACAAAGAGAGAGAGACAGAGAGAGGUGGGAAAGGGGGAGAUGACAACAACGCCGGCGACGCUGCCGCUGUCGGGAGGGAUGAACGUUCUGAACAAAGGAGCUCAACGGACGGUGCUGAUAACUGGUGUGAGCAGAGGGCUCGGCAGAGCCCUAGCCCUAGAAAUGGCGAAAAGAGGCCACACCGUCAUUGGUUGCGCUCGUUCGUCGGAGAAGCUUAAGUCUCUCCAAAUCGAGCUCUCUUCGGCUUCUCCUUCUUCGCAACCUAACUCCAUUUCUACUUCCUCCUCCUCCGAUGACAGGCACCUUUUCAUGAAUGUCGAUGUGAGGUCUAAUAGCAGCGUGGAAGAGUUGGCUCAUGCGGUGAUGGAAAAGAAGGGUGUUCCUGAUAUCAUAGUAAACAAUGCAGGUACUAUUAAUAGGAACAACAGAAUUUGGGAGGUUCCAGAAGAAGAGUUUGAUUCUGUCAUUGAUACUAAUUUAAAGGGGAUAGCAAAUAUGUUGCGCCACUUCAUCCCUCUUAUGAUUGAAAGUAAGCAAGGGAUUAUUGUCAAUAUGUCAUCUGGAUGGGGCAGAUCAGCUGCCGCACAGGUGGCACCUUAUUGUGCCUCAAAAUGGGCAGUAGAGGGUCUGACUAGAUCUGUGGCAAAGGAGUUGCCCAGUGGACUGGCAAUUGUUGCACUUUCUCCAGGCGUUGUCAACACUGACAUGCUUGUGUCAUGCUUUGGCAGUUCAUCUUCUCUGUACCAGACACCUGAGUCAUGGUAUUUGUGUUUUCACCCUUCUUUGUUGGUACAGUUAUCUUCCCCUUUUUGGCAUCAUAUUUUGGCACCUAAUGAAUGA
Messenger RNA from Ilex paraguariensis (yerba mate), 864 nucleotides. The record is from the annotation of a GenBank genome assembly. Lineage: Eukaryota; Viridiplantae; Streptophyta; Magnoliopsida; Aquifoliales; Aquifoliaceae.